GUGCUCUGCUUACACCUUGUGUAUCGGUGUGUUGGCCCUCGGGAUGCUCAUGCGAUCAGGUCGCCCACUCGAGUUGCUACUCUUGCCAUUAGAUCAUUGAGCCGCGUGUCUAUCCCCUCUUUGUUUAUAGUGCUAGCAAGCGAAUCGAUUAAAGAGGCUGUGUUCUACUUCCAGGAAGUAACUAGCCUUACAACCGAGCCGCGGAUCCGCUUCCCCUUCCCUUCCCCAAACCCUUUUGAAACAAACGGUCUUGACUUGAGUAUUUGUUCAUAGAAGAACAAUUAUUAUCUUAUCCGUUUCUCCAAUACAAUCAAAAUGGGUUCCCAACCAGAUAGCUAUGUCCUACAGAGGAAUACUAGUGCAACGACUAGACUCAACUACCAGUACUAUCUCUGGCAGGACACCUUCCGCUUCCACCUGCACCCUGAUAUUCCCCAACUAGCCCCAGAUGCUCGCAUUGCAGAAGUGGCUACUGGCAGUGGAAUCUGGCUAUUCGAUACGGCCAGAGAAGUCCCGUCCAACAUCUCCCUGACUGGUCUCGACAUCAGCCUCGACCAGAUCCCUGGACCCCGUGGAUCGCAAAUGCCAAACAUGAGCUUCCAACAGUGGAGCUUCUUUGAUGCUCCCCCAGAAGACCUGGUCGGAAAGUUCGAUGUGGUGCAUAUGCGCCUUGUUGCCGUCGUGGUCAUGGAUCAGGACCCUGAGAAAAUCUUGAAGAACGUUAAGUUGUUGUUGAAACCUGGCGGCUAUAUCCAAUGGGAGGAACACUACACCCCUGAUGCGCAAGUCCUCACUGCCGCUGGUGUGGUUACUACAGAGUUCCCUGGCUUGACUGGCAUGAGAGAUUUGCUUGCCCGGCCCCUCAAUGCUACUGAUGGAAGCAAACUCCUCGGAUGCAGGGACUGGCUUCUAACUCUUGACUCCACCAUGGAGAAGGAGGGAUUUGAGAACGUCCGCAAAAUCAUCUAUCAAGACUCUGCCCAUAUGGGCACGUUUUACACUGAUAUGUAUGCAACUACAGCGGAAGAAUUUGCCGAGCUCAUGCUUAAGCGAGACCCUGCUUUGGCGAAGCAACUGACAGAAAUGAUUUCCAAGUUGCACGAAGAAAAGUUGACAGGCGCAUGGGUAUCUAAUCCCAAAGCGGUCUUCCUUGGCCAGCGCAGCCUACAGCAAUAG
Molecule: messenger RNA, 1176 nt
Organism: [Torrubiella] hemipterigena
Lineage: Eukaryota; Fungi; Ascomycota; Sordariomycetes; Hypocreales; Clavicipitaceae
Source: the annotation of a GenBank genome assembly